Molecule: messenger RNA, 4055 nt
Organism: Sardina pilchardus (European sardine)
Lineage: Eukaryota; Metazoa; Chordata; Actinopteri; Clupeiformes; Clupeidae
Gene: cdc42ep1b
Product: CDC42 effector protein (Rho GTPase binding) 1b
Exons: 3
Coding region: 2060-3187 (375 amino acids)
Biological process (GO): positive regulation of pseudopodium assembly; positive regulation of actin filament polymerization; regulation of cell shape
Cellular component (GO): cytoplasm; membrane
Molecular function (GO): small GTPase binding
Source: RefSeq, a predicted model, not a curated record
UGCAUACCAAACAAGACCACUUGGUCCUGCACUGAACGAAACAAACUUUAAAUCCAAUUCUCACCGUACAAUAUGUUUGCUUCACUUUGUCCGCAUUAGCUGUCACACUCUGAAGAAGAGGUUUCUUCUCAAGUUUUGAAGACAGGGUGCUAAGUGGAUUGGACUUGUCCAGAGCAAGAGAGCGAGCAAGAGAGAGACGGGAAGCGAGGGGAGGGGAGGGUGAAUCUAAUCCCCCUAAUCCAGGAGGCAUCCAAUCCUGGAGAAGCCCUCUUUUCCUCAGAAGACACAGACAAAAUAGUGUGACAGAUUACGACACACCAAUUAACUGUUUUCCUCCCCCAAAAAUCUUCCCCCAUCCUUUCACAGAUUAAGUUGAAGGACUUUAACGUGUGGGGUCUUGGAAACGAAUCUGUACACUGAAGACCAAAAACAAAGGAUAAAAGCUUGGCGGGUUUAAUCGUGAGGACCAAGAGCAAAGUCUGAACAUCUUGUGGAAUUCGUAACACUUCUCAGGAUAAAACCUUUUGACGUUGGGAAAUGGUGGAUUCGUCUCGCGCAACACUUCACGAAUCUCCUCUUCCCUUAUCAUCUCCAAAGACUCCACAGGAUCAUUGAUUGGAUAGUGAGGCUUACUGUAGAUUUGUUUGGUGUUUUGUGUGUUUGCCCUACCAUACAAUGUAUGAUGUGUGCCACUACUAGUCACCCAUUAUAGACACUUAUGUCUAUUGAUUUAUAGAAAAUGAGAGCAAGUAAGUCAGACGAUCAAGCUGAGAUGUUGAUGUCGCUGCGUAGUCCACCGCUUUAAGAUAGCCUUUAGGGUUGAGAUUGGCAGCUUUCAUUUGUUGUAUGUGGUUUGUGUGUUUCUUUGACUGGCUCCAGUGCCUUUAAGCAAAAGAAGUGGUAUUGUUCUCCAGAGGAAAUAGCAUUUCUCAACGGUGUAGCAGUCAGACUUUGUAGGGGCACAAAGAUAUACUGUCAUUACUGUCUUGAAUGUUACUGAAUUCAACAUCCAAAUAAGAUAAUUCAGAAACAGAGAACACUGAAGGUACUGAAAAAAACUCCCAUCUUAAACAAAAAAAUGCUUUUAAACCUUUGAAAAUCCAGAUAAAUUUCCCAAGUUAUUUAAAUAUGAUAAGAGUUUGACCCACAGACUGAUCUUAUGAUACCAACGGUCUUAGGCCAGAGUCAGAACAUUCAGGAAAGAAUUUUUAUGACGUGUGCAUAGAGUGCUGAAAUAUUGACUCUUGUUUUACAAGUCGCUUGUAAAAUGUAAGCGGAGUGAUUAGUGUCUAGACAGGAGGGAUGUUUGUUUGUAAAUAAGGCCUAGCAGAGAUCUGGCAACAGUAAUUCUGAUUUUCUGUGCGCUUCAGGACACUGCGGGGAACUACAUGAAAGGGAGAAUCGAGGCGAAUUGCUGAAAUUGGCAUUCACCGCAUUCUCUGAGGGGUAAACAAGUAAUUUGGGAGUGCUGAGGUACUUAUGUCGAAGAGAGACUUUGUAGGUGCCAUGAUUACAGCCUCUUGGCAGUGCUAUUCAGUGCGUUUAUACACUGUUGAGAUCCAUUUAACUCAGCGUAAGCUCUGAGGGGCAGCGGAGUGGAGUGCUCAAUCAGUCCGCAGCUCAAUCAGUUCACACGUCCUUAUAGAUGAUAGGCCUGGGGUCUUUGGUAGCCUCAAUCAUUCAAUCAUUCAGUUUGUAAGAAGAGUUGGUGUGUUUCACCUCAGAAGAGGAUCACUUCAGGACUGUAUGCACUUCAUUGUAUAUUUUUGACACCACAAUCUGUCUAAACUGAGUGGCACAGGAUUUUUUUUAUGAUUUGAAUGACUACACAAGGCUCAAGUGGUAGACACAAUACUACUGCAUGAUCUGCUUUCCAGGGAACUCUGGCAAAAUAUUGCGCAUAUAUUUUACCGGUAAAAGCUGAAUGGAUUUCUCUCCCAUUUCUUGAGAAAGACGGGUUGUAGAUUUCCUUUGCAUACCCUUGGAAUUAAGAGCUAUUGCCGGUGUCCUGGAGGAUCGGCGUGAUAAGAGUAUAUUUAUAUAAACUGGUGCAGCCAUCAUGAGUCUGGGCAAACUUCCAGGGAUUAAAGGCCUGGUGUCAGGCUCACAGAGCAAGCGGCGCUUCAAGAGCGACCUCUCUGUGGACAUGAUCAGCCCACCGCUGGGGGACUUCCGCCACACCAUGCACGUGGGCCGCGGCGGCGACGUCUUCGGCGACACGUCCUUCCUCAGCAACCACGGCGGUAGUCGCGGGGGUGGCGGCGGCGGCGGCGGGGGUGGAGGCGCGGAGCGUCCCGAGUCGCCAUCGGGCUCCACCAAGACCACCCGAUUCUUCUCCCGGACCCUGCGCCACGUCCGCAAGGUCCCGCCGCCGCGCAUGAGGGGGGGCUCGAGGGACCUGUCGCUGCCCCCGCCGCCCAUCUCGCCCAUCAUCAAGAACGCCGUGUCCCUGCCCCAGCUCAACAUGGACCUGGGCAACGGCUCCUUCCAGAGGGCCCUGUUCCCCAGCUCCCUCAGCUCACCGGCGGACUCCCUCUACUCCUACGGUUUGCAGUCUGGCUUUGUCACCCUUCCCCGCCUAUCCCGCCUUGACAAGCAGUCCCAGGACUCCUACGGAACGCUAUCGCCCGACUUCCGCCACGGCUCUCUCCCGGACAACAGCAGCCUGACGCGGUCGGACUCCCUAUCCUCCUUCACCGUCGACCUGGGCCCCUCUCUGAUGAGCGAGGUCCUGGGGAUGAUCGACAGCCCCACCAACAGCCACCGCUGGGACAAAGGCCACAACGACAGCGAGCUGGACGAGGAGCGCAGCGUGUUUGAGUCGGUCACAGAGAGCCCCAUCAGGUACCCUGCCGGCACCAGCGCAGGGGACUCACCCUACAACAGCAGGGGGUGCUCUUACAGCCCCGAGUGGGGUUCCGAGACGCCCAACGGAGAUGAGGUGAACAGCAACGGCUCGGAGAGGGCCACUCCAGACGCCUCCUUGUGGUCUCCGGCACGGGAGGAGCCGGCCAUCGAAGCGGGGCGGUUUCAGCGGGCCGUGGACGUCCUCGCUCGUCACUACGGAGGCGGCAGCCAGGGGAAAGGGAGGCGAUGUAGCAACGAGGAGCCAUACAGCUCUCCAACACUCAGCCACAGGAGAGAUUCCUGCACCUACCCAGACGACGAGGAGGAGAUAAAGGUGUAAAUAAAUCAGAGUCAGACAUAAACAUUUUGUGGUCAGGUAGUACACAGAGAAUUGUGCACCUAUCCAGAUGACGAAGAAGACAGAAGCGGACAUAAACAUUUUACUGUCAGGUAGUACACAAAACAUUCAGCCACAGAGAGUUGUGCACCUGCCCAGAUGACGAAGAAGACAGAAGCGGACAUAAACAUUUUGUGGUCAGGUAGCACACAAAACACUCAGCCACAGAGGGGAAUAAUUAUUGUGCACCUGCCCAGAUGAUGAAGAGAUGAAGGUGUAAAUAAAUCAGAAGCAAACAUCUUGUUGUCAGGUGGUAGUACGCAAAUGUCAGUGCAACAUGUGGCACCUGGGGCUAAAAGUGUGGAGUGCAAGGUCCCAUAAACAUUUCAUUUUUCAGGUGUAAGUCACAGUAGGCAUACAAUAAUGCAAACUUAUCCGUGAGGUAGGAGAGGUCAUUAACACCGCAAAGUAGGAAGUAUUUCACUCCCUUCUUAGGCGUGAUUUCUUAAAAAGAUAAAAUAUAAUUUCAAAAACCAGGAAAGUGGCCUGACGACAGUAGGUUGCCUAACCUAAACCAAAUUCAUCAUUGCUUCUGUUUGUUUCUGACACAACUUUUAAGUAAAUAACAAUUAUGUAAAUAAGAACAUACUCUGACAAUAAUAAUAAUGUAUAAUGUACAAUGUGAAAUAAUGCUUUGACAACUAAAGAUGGAAGGAAGGCCAUGUUGUCACAGGACAAACAAAGCUACACAAGUAAAAAGGCAAACCUUAAAGCAAACAAAGUAAGGAGCAUGAUCAGUGUUAAUUUAUUUACAUGAUCAGUGUUCGGUUAUUUACCAAUCCACCAAUGACCAUGGACAACAGUGAAGUGA